This is a messenger RNA of Balaenoptera musculus (blue whale), 4126 nucleotides long. It is a transcript of the gene EIF5, whose product is annotated as eukaryotic translation initiation factor 5. Gene Ontology annotation, cellular component: cytosol. The record is from RefSeq and is a predicted model, not a curated record. NCBI's taxonomy places the organism in Eukaryota, Metazoa, Chordata, Mammalia, Artiodactyla, Balaenopteridae. Gene Ontology annotation, molecular function: eukaryotic initiation factor eIF2 binding; translation initiation factor activity; GDP-dissociation inhibitor activity. The coding region runs from base 694 to 1986 and encodes 430 amino acids. The transcript is spliced from 12 exons. Gene Ontology annotation, biological process: formation of cytoplasmic translation initiation complex; formation of translation preinitiation complex; translational initiation.
CGAAGGCCUCUGGGAAAAGCGGGGGAGGGGAAAGCGAGAGAAGGAAGCCGGGAUGCGGGGCUAGAGGAGGGCCCAGGCGGCGAGCGGAGCCUCAGGAAGCAGAAGGGGCGGGGAAAGACGCGACUGACGCGGCAUGCGGGCCAAUGACGAGCGAGUUCGGGUGGACGGCCAGCCAAUGGGCUGUGCGGCCUGGCGCAGGGGGCGGGCGCCGGGGCCGAGGGUAGCUUGAGCGCGGCGGCGGCGUUGUUCAGUCACAGGGAGAACAUUCCAGAGGUCGCCAGGCCCCGGGCGCUGAAGGGUGUGGACCCCGGACGUCGCUGGGACAGCCCCUCCCCGCUGCUCGGCGGCGCCUGGCCCGGCCGCUGCUCGCUGCGCUGCCUCCGCCGCCUCCGCCGCCGCUUCUCGGACUCGGGUUCGCGCGCGCCUCACUUCAUCCCAGUCCCGGGCGAGCAGCGUUGGGUUUAUGUCUUUAUUUGACGAAAACGAGCUGUUGCGCAGCCAUUGGUACCUGUAUUGGGGAAACAUAGCAUACAAGCAAGAAGCUUACAGCCUCAGUGGCGAAAAAUUUUUCAUGUCAGAGACCGAGAACUCUUGCAGUCGUUUAUGUCAUCCCUUCUUCUCCAGACAGAGGAUACCAAAAAGUUGCAAUCAAAGAUCUCUUCAUCUUAUUGAUAAAGCCACUAAUAAGCCAAAAUGUCUGUCAACGUCAACCGCAGCGUGUCAGACCAGUUCUAUCGCUACAAGAUGCCCCGUUUGAUUGCCAAGGUUGAGGGCAAAGGAAAUGGAAUCAAGACAGUUAUAGUCAACAUGGUUGACGUAGCCAAAGCGCUUAAUCGGCCUCCAACGUAUCCCACCAAAUAUUUUGGUUGUGAACUGGGAGCACAGACCCAGUUUGAUGUUAAGAAUGACCGUUACAUUGUCAAUGGAUCUCAUGAGGCGAAUAAGCUGCAAGACAUGUUGGAUGGAUUCAUUAAAAAAUUUGUUCUCUGUCCUGAGUGUGAGAAUCCUGAAACGGAUCUGCAUGUCAAUCCAAAGAAACAAACAAUAGGUAAUUCUUGUAAAGCCUGUGGCUAUCGAGGCAUGCUUGACACCCAUCAUAAACUCUGCACAUUCAUUCUCAAAAACCCACCUGAGAAUAGUGACAGUGGUACAGGAAAGAAAGAGAAGGAAAAGAAAAAUAGAAAGGGCAAAGACAAGGAAAAUGGCUCCGUGUCCAGCAGUGAGACACCACCACCACCGCCACCCCCCAAUGAAAUCAGUCCUCCGCAUGCUGUGGAAGAAGAGGAAGAUGAUGAUUGGGGGGAGGAUACAACAGAGGAAGCUCAAAGGCGAAGAAUGGACGAAAUCAGUGACCACGCGAAAGUUUUAACCCUCAGUGAUGAUUUGGAAAGGACUGUUGAAGAGCGUGUCAAUAUCCUGUUUGAUUUUGUUAAGAAAAAGAAAGAAGAGGGUGUUAUUGACUCAUCUGACAAAGAAAUUGUAGCUGAAGCAGAAAGACUGGAUGUAAAAGCCAUGGGCCCUCUUGUUUUGACUGAAGUUCUUUUUAAUGAGAAAAUUAGAGAACAAAUUAAGAAAUACAGGCGCCAUUUCUUACGAUUUUGUCACAACAACAAAAAAGCUCAACGGUACCUUCUUCAUGGCUUGGAGUGUGUGGUAGCAAUGCAUCAAGCUCAGCUCAUCUCCAAGAUUCCACAUAUCUUGAAGGAGAUGUAUGAUGCAGACCUUUUGGAGGAAGAAGUCAUCAUUAGCUGGUCAGAAAAGGCCUCUAAGAAAUAUGUCUCAAAAGAACUUGCCAAAGAGAUUCGUGUCAAAGCGGAACCUUUUAUAAAAUGGUUGAAGGAAGCAGAGGAAGAAUCUUCCGGUGGCGAAGAUGAUGAUGAAGAUGAGAACAUUGAGGUGGUGUAUUCAAAGACUGCCAGUGUACCGAAAGUUGAAGCUGUGAAGUCUGACAACAAGGACGAUGACAUUGAUAUUGAUGCCAUUUAAAGGGGUGGGUGCAGCCCAGCUUAACAGUGUAAUGCUGAGAAUCUUUCUGCAUCAUCAGCCAGAAGUGCAACAUGUAUGUGCAAAAGCUAAAAUGGCUUAAUGUCAUGCUACACUUUCUACUAAAAAUGUAUUGCUGUGGGUGGUCUGUAUUUAAACCCAACAAGACAUCUAGGGAGUCCAUACACAUAUCAGUGAGCAGAUGUAGUUUGCUUAUUUACAGCAUGUUUCUUUUUGAAAAUUUAGUGGUGGACACAUUUGGAUCACAUUUUUACAGUUAUAAAAACAAAGAUUUGAUUUUGGUCGUUCUUCACAUUUUUGGCUCUGAUUGACUUAAGUAAGCUAAAAUAAUUGACUCCUUUAAAAAAUGUUGCACCAUCAUUUAAUCUGAUAGGAUUAUUGGAGCCUGUUAGGUAUUGUUAGGUGCUGAGACUGUAAAGAGGUCUCAGCAGAAGGUGAACAUGAACUUACCAAUACCUCACUCAGUCAUUAAGAAAUGUAGUACUUUCAAGUCUUUAUUUCUAGUCCCUCAGAUGGGCAUCUGGUAAUGCACAUUCUUCCCAUGCCAAGGUGGACGGAUGAUCAAAUGACAGUGCAACGCCUUUAUCUCACUGAGAUGUUAAAAUGACCCGAGUGUCCUAUAAAUAAUUCUAAGAACAGGUUUUGAAACUUGAAUUGGUUUUUUUUUUUUUUUUUCAUCUAUACUUGCCCCAAAUUGUAGUCUUUGAAGUCAUGUGCAUUGCACGUUGGAUGAGCCAGGGGAAUUACUACAUUAACAUAAGCAUUUUAUUAUGUGUAUGUAGCUCUUGCUUUAUACUGAGAGAAAACUGAAACUUUGGGGAGUGAUUAGUAAGCUCUACGAUUUUAUUUGGGGGAAGCAGGAAAAGGUAAACUUAAUCUCUAGCAAAAACUGAGCAUAAUUUUUCAGCAUUUACUCUUGAUUCAAAUUACAAUUUCAAAAUAUUUAGACAUACUGUAUCUUUUGUUCAGUGUGGAUUUUUCCCUUGAUAAACUGGUUCUUUGAUGAUUUCUGCAUUUGGACACAUAGCUUAUACUUCUUUGGGUUUUUUGUUGCUAUCUUGCCAAAAUAAGUGUUAACUAUAUCUCAAAUUCCCCCCACCCCCCAAAAUGUCUUAUUUUUUAAAAAAGCUAAAAGCAUACUUCUGAGAGCCUAUAUUUUGGUGUAAGACUUGGGGUGUUUUUUAUUUUCACAAUGAAUAUUGUGAGAUACCCGGGAAGUCUGUGAUGAUGGCAACUGAAAGCAGGUGACGAGGGCCUGACCCAGCCCAUCCUGGGCUUUAGAUUUGGAAAUAACUUGCUUGUGAUUUGCUUACCCAGUUUGCUGAUGUAAACUCACUUGAUAGAAGGGCUUAUGAUUACAUCUGAGAAAUCAUCUUGAGGAAGCAAAUUUACACAAAAAGUACACUGUGGGAAUCAAAAUGCAUGGAGUGAAUUUUUAUUGGAGCACUGGCUUAUAUCAUUCACCUCUUUGUGAUCCAUCUCACAGAUUACAAUGAGACCUUAACAAAUGUAUGUAAGUUUUUUUCACAUUGAAAUUAUAUAAACAUUUGGUAUAAUAAAACCUUGUUAGCUUGAUAUUUUAAGAAAUUAAACCCUGGCGGUCUUACUGGAGAGGUACAAAUUGGUCUCCAGCUGCCUUUCUUGAUAGAUUUUGAUGAGAUUGAAGGAGAGCCAUAUACCUACCUGGAGGGAAUGUGCUUUGUCGCACCAAAGAGAAGAGGUCUUUGCAAAUUCAUGUCUCACCUAGGUUUUAAAUUUUUACCAUUAUCUGAAAUUGUUUAGGGGGGAUCAAGUUGCAUUCAGCAUACCCAUUAUCAAGCUAAUGAGGUUCUGUUAUAGAGGGUUUUUUUUCCCUUUUUCUUCCUUUUUUUUUUUUUUUUUUCUUUCCCCCUUAAAUCUGAAGGAAAACUUUCAAGGCUUCUAAACACUAAAAAGAAAAUUUUGGCUUAGACCACUGUUCAGUCUAGUGCCAAACUUUCAGUGGAAUUCAAAUCCACAUAGUAAGGAGUUUAUUCAUAGCGGCUAUCCUAAUAGAGUGAUCUUUCACUUUGCUGUAUUCAACUGUCUUAAAACUUCCUGUUUGAAACAGCUAUGUUACGUGAUUAAAACAAUGUUAAAAUUA